UUUAUUUUUUCAGUUACACUUAGAAAUCAUUUUUGACAAUUGUUUUCUGACAUUUCUUGAUUCAGAUUCUCCCCCUCCCUCCGUCCCUUCUCUUUCUCCUCAGUGCUUUCAGGUAAAUCCGUAUUUCCAUAUUCCCCAUGUGGUGACUGAAGCUACAGAACGAAUAUACAAUAAAAAAGUCAUAAAGUGAAAGUUGGCGUGCCCUGCUCUGCAAUCAGAUUCCAACAGUUCCUUCUUUGGCAGUGGAUAUAUGUUACAUAUUUUUAUAUGUAAUUUAUCUUUCCCCAAAGACCACGAAUACGGUCUUUGAAAGAAAGGAGAGUUACAUUCUUUGUACUUCUAUCCCCAGCACCUUGCACACACACAGCCCCGAACACAGAGGCGCCUAAUAUAAAUACCUGUUGAUUAAUUAUUCCUGAAUACAGCACAUGGUUAAUAACGAAAUAGUGGAGGAAAAAGUUUUAGUUGCUUACUAAAGAAUAAACGGGAUUUCUUUCUUCCCUGUCCAGGUCUGCACUGAGAUGAGAGUAAGUCUAACUUGACUCGAUCAGUCUUCUGAGAACAUCCUAAUAGAAUGCCAGGCUUCUCGGUCUUGUAUGAAUGAAAGGUCACAAAAGCAGGGGGAAGCCCACCACAGCCUUGCCUGGGUCAGUAAAUGUGAGAUGUGAAGCUGCCGGUAGAGUUAGGUAGAUUAGGUAGCUUUCUCCUCACCAGAUUUAUUGCUGGUCUGCAGUCUCCAGCCACCCUCCCAUCCGCUGACCAUUCCGGUCUUGUCUGUCCAACUCAGGGCCCAGCUCGCCCACGAACGGGCUCGAAAUCCAAAGCCGAGCUCAGAAACUCCCUUUUCCCAGCUGCAAGACUGGUAUUCCCAGGGCAGCAGCCGCAGAAGCAGCCGAGGCGCAGGUAGCGCCCGGAGCUGAGGGAGGGAGGAGUUCUGGUGGCAGAGCCAGCCAGCAGGCUGGGACUGCAAGCCGGCCUCUGAAGUAAGCCCCGAAGUUACAUGUGGGAAGUGGUGGUUGUGUGACGCAAGUUUCCAGGGGGCCCUCCACUCCGAGGGAGCUCUCCGAAGCUGACUCCACUCCGAGCAGUUGCAAUGUUAAAAGAAGAAGAAAAUAGCACAACACACCACGCACCCAGAGCUUGCUUCCUUGCUACCGCUGCUGGUUGCAGCACAACGAGAAUAAAGCUUUCCAACCUCCUCCCCUCCUCCACUUUGGGGUGGGGGUGCAAGGAUGUAUGCAUAGUCCUCCAGCACCCACUGCAGUUUCGGAGCCGGACUCCCGGGGGGGGCAAGCUGCAUUUCUUUCAGUUGCUGGGGUGUUUUUUUUUUUUUUGCAAUGCUUGCCAACCUGUCAGCUGAUGGACCUCAUCACCCAUAGUGGCGCAUGAAGCUCAGACAGUUUGCUUCAUUCACACAGUCCCUUCCCAGCCCGCCCGUCGCACCCCCCAGCCCCCUAGGCGGAAAAGAAGUGGUGCCGGCCCCUAGCCAAAGGCUAUCCCCAGGGUUCCGCUCCCCCCUCGCCCCAGUCUCCCGCCAGCCCAGGGGGGCGCUGCAAAUAGUCCUUUGUUUACAUGCAAUUCCUUACUCCGCGGAAGGAGGCCGGGGGAGUGCUGAGUUUUCACCAGCUGUUUCCCGCCUUGAAACAGACAUCUGAUCAGCUGCAAACACACAUACACACACUCACACACACGCACGGGGAGGCAGGCCGGAGAGACCUCCCCCUCUCUCCCUCCCCUCACCCCCCCUGCCGCCAGCAUCUGGGACCGGGAGAGCCAGCACCUCCGACGCUGCCCUUUGAUUCGGAUUUCCAUUUUGCAUUCUCCAGCGGAUCGGGACCACGGACUUGGCUUUUGCAGAGGAGGGGGGCCGAUCGCUAUGGAGUAUUUCAUGGUGCCCGCUCAGAAGGUGCCCUCUUUGCAACAUUUCAGGAAAACAGAGAAAGAAGUGAUAGGAGGGCUCUGUAGCCUGGCCAACAUUCCACUGACCCCAGAGACCCAGAGGGACCAGGAGCGGCGGAUACGUAGGGAGAUUGCCAACAGCAAUGAGAGAAGGCGGAUGCAGAGCAUCAAUGCAGGGUUCCAGUCCUUGAAGACCCUCAUCCCACACACAGACGGAGAGAAACUCAGCAAGGCAGCCAUUCUCCAACAGACAGCAGAAUACAUCUUUUCCUUGGAGCAGGAAAAAACAAGGCUUUUACAACAGAAUACACAACUCAAACGCUUUAUCCAGGAACUGAGUGGCUCAUCUCCUAAACGGCGGAGGGCAGAGGAUAAGGAUGAGGGCAUUGGCUCACCGGACAUCUGGGAGGAUGAGAAGGCUGAAGACCUGAGGCGAGAGAUGAUUGAGUUGAGGCAGCAGCUGGACAAGGAGCGUUCUGUCCGGAUGAUGCUGGAGGAGCAGGUGCGUUCCCUGGAGGCCCACAUGUACCCUGAGAAGCUGAAGGUGAUUGCCCAGCAAGUCCAGCUCCAGCAGCAACAGGAGCAGGUGAGAUUGCUGCACCAGGAGAAGCUGGAGCGUGAGCAGCAGCAACAGCAGCUCCGAACACAGCUCCUGCCCCCCCACGGGCCUCCGCCAGCUCCCACCCACCACCCCACAGUGAUUGUGCCUGCUCCUCAGCCCCCACCCUCCCACCAUGUCAACGUAGUCACCAUGGGUCCUUCAUCAGUCAUCAACUCAGUCUCCACGUCCCGGCAAAACCUGGACACCAUCGUGCAGGCAAUUCAGCACAUCGAGGGCACACAGGAGCAGGAGGAACAGGAGCAGGAAGAGCAGCGGCGAGUGGUAAUAGUGAAGCCACCAGUCCGGGCCUGCCCCGGAGCCCCUGCCUCUUCUGACACAGCUUCGGACUCAGAGGCCUCAGACAGCGACGCUAUGGACCAGAGCAAGGAGGACCCCUUGGGGGAUGGGGAGCUCCCCUGACCCCCCUCACCGCCCUCCUCUCUCCCCCCACCCUCAGGGGGGCCGAGGGGGCAGGGGCAGCUGUGGGGAGAAGCGCUCAGGUUCUCAGAGCGGAGAGAUUUUUACAAAAUUACAAUGUCAUUUGGGUCUCUUUUAUGACCUCUUUUCAAUACUGUAAUUCUUAACAAAGCCAACACACCCAACUUCGGAGGAGGCCGGGAAGGGUGGAGGGUGGAGCUGGGACACAGAGGUGGUACUACGGGGGUCAGGUCACGGCUAGAAGAGGCUCCCCUCUUCACUGACCACCAUUUUGCAUUUAACUAAAAAAAAAAGGAAAACAAAACCUGAGAUAUUUCUUCCCUCUUCUUAGAAGCUAGCCCUGGAGCAGUGACCAGCCCCAGCAGUCCACCUAGUUCUCCUCCUUUCCCUUUCCUCCUUCCUCUCCCCCUCUCCCCUUCUUGUUUUUUCCUCUUUCCCCUUUAAGCACUUAAAUGGAUUUGGGGGCUGUGGGUCUGGCUGGGCUGGGGCUGUUUGGGGGCCUGGGUGGGGGUGGGUCGUGUAUGUUGCUUCUUGGUUUGGGGUUUUCUCAUGCCCCCUCCUCCUUCUCCACCUGGCUCAGCACUAGAAUUAGCUGAUAUUCUUUACCCCCCUCAACCUCUCCCCCUAGGUUUACCCCCUCCUCCAGCCACAGCUGUCUCUGUCCUUUCUCUUUUUCUUCCUUUCUCUCUCUCUCCCUCUUCCUUUUUUCCUUCCUUCCUUUCUUGGUUUUGUCUGUUGUUGUUUUUUACAAUUUUGAGGUCUUUGUGUUCUGGGAGAAGCUAUUAUAUUUUGUUAAGAAAGUGGGAAAAAAAAAACAAGGCCACCAUGCCUUUGUAAAGAAACAAAAUAAAGUUUGUACUUUGUUUUUUAGAA
Messenger RNA from Monodelphis domestica (gray short-tailed opossum), 3811 nucleotides. RefSeq names its product transcription factor AP-4 (gene TFAP4). The record is from RefSeq and is a predicted model, not a curated record. Gene Ontology annotation, cellular component: nucleus. Gene Ontology annotation, molecular function: RNA polymerase II cis-regulatory region sequence-specific DNA binding; DNA-binding transcription factor activity, RNA polymerase II-specific; protein dimerization activity. NCBI's taxonomy places the organism in Eukaryota, Metazoa, Chordata, Mammalia, Didelphimorphia, Didelphidae. Gene Ontology annotation, biological process: regulation of transcription by RNA polymerase II.